This is a messenger RNA of Beauveria bassiana ARSEF 2860, 1164 nucleotides long. Its product is annotated as methyltransferase domain-containing protein. The record is from RefSeq and is a predicted model, not a curated record. The transcript has 4 exons. Bases 1 to 1164 code for a protein of 387 amino acids. Gene Ontology annotation, molecular function: methyltransferase activity. NCBI's taxonomy places the organism in Eukaryota, Fungi, Ascomycota, Sordariomycetes, Hypocreales, Cordycipitaceae.
AUGGGUUCUGAAUAUCAGGGGCCAGAGCCUGAGCCUGAGCCAGAGCCAGAGCCAGAGCCAGAGCCAGAGCCAGAGCCAGAGCCAGAGCCAGAGCCAGAGCAGGCGACCGCAGACCACCAUCACCCUGCGUCAUUGUCCGAUCCCCCUCCGCCGGCGUGGUUGGCCGAAGAAGAGCCGCCCAUCGAGGCAGCUGCCAGCGGGGAUGUCAGCGACGAUGAGUUUGAGGCCAACAGCGUCGACUCGGACCUGGUCAGCGUGAGCUCCAGUGUCUACGCGCACACGUAUGAACGGGGUCGCCGCUACCAGUCAUACAAGAACAGCCGUUAUCCAAUCCCAAAUGACGACAUUGAGCAGUCGCGAGAAGACAUGAAGCAUGUCAUGCUCAUGGAGUUGACGGGGGGCAAGCUGUUUCUCUCGCCGAUUGGAGAGCACCCUCAAAAGAUUGUCGAUAUUGGAACUGGUACAGCUGGUGAUGCGUAUCCCAGUGCCUCGGUUUUGGGUAUAGACUUGACACCGAUCCAGCCGCUUUGGGUUCCGCCAAACGUCGAGUUCAUCGUAGACGAUUGCGAAAGGGACUGGUUGCUGGAAAACGUCGACUUCGCGCAUUUUCGAUUCAUGGCCAUGAUUCUUAAAGAUGUUCCCCUCGUUAUGCAACAUGCGUAUGAGAGCCUUCGACCCGGUGGCUGGAUAGAAUUCCAAGAGUUGCUCGGUCGCCCAUUCUGCGAUGACGAUACUAUGAAGGACGACGACCCCUUCAAGGUACUGUAUGAGAUUGCCGGCGAUGCCUACGAAAGACUGGGCCUAAGCACCUCAUUACCCGCAGAGCUAGAGCCCAUGCUCCUAGCGGCCGGCUUCAACAACAUUCACUGCAAAGUAAUGAAGGUUCCCAUUGGCACGUGGGCAAAGGACAAGACGAUGCGACUCGUGGGCUUGUACCAGAAAACCGCCGUCACAGACUUCAUCUCGACUCUGGCCGGAAGGCCGUUUAAAGCGCUCGGCCUUUCGGAAGAAGAGGGCCAAGUACGACUGGCCUAUGCGCGACAGGCUCUAGACAAUACUCGCGUUCACAGAUACUUUAACUACUACUAUUGGUACGCGCAAAAGCCACAGCCAAGUGUGGAGUUUGGUGAGGAGCAAGAGCCGAGUCAAUAUGCUACUGACUAG